AUGAGUUUACCCCCCAAUCCCAAGCCUUUUCUCAACUGACUGACAGGGACAGUGAUGGUAAAACUUAGGUGGGGACUGGAAUACGAGGGCUACCUGGUCUCUGUAGAUGGCUGCAUUAACAUGCAGCUUGCAAAUACAGAAGAUGGGGCAUUGUCUGGGAAUCUGGGUGAAGUUCAAAUAAGGUAUAAUAAUGUCCUUCAUAUCAGAGGUGUUGAAGAGGAGGCAGAAGAUGGGGAAAUGAGAAAACAGCAUCUCUGGGGAAACUGUUAUAUAUAUGUAUUCAUAUACAAUAAAGAUCUGGUUUUUUUUGUUUGUUUGUUUGUUUUUUUCUUUCGAAAAAAAAAAAAACUUUGA
Meriones unguiculatus (Mongolian gerbil) is the source of this 354-nucleotide messenger RNA. RefSeq names its product small nuclear ribonucleoprotein F-like. Gene Ontology annotation, biological process: spliceosomal snRNP assembly; mRNA splicing, via spliceosome. The record is from RefSeq and is a predicted model, not a curated record. NCBI's taxonomy places the organism in Eukaryota, Metazoa, Chordata, Mammalia, Rodentia, Muridae. Gene Ontology annotation, molecular function: RNA binding. Gene Ontology annotation, cellular component: U1 snRNP; catalytic step 2 spliceosome.